Protobothrops mucrosquamatus (brown spotted pit viper) is the source of this 416-nucleotide messenger RNA. Its product is annotated as RNA-binding protein Musashi homolog 2-like. NCBI's taxonomy places the organism in Eukaryota, Metazoa, Chordata, Lepidosauria, Squamata, Viperidae. Gene Ontology annotation, molecular function: RNA binding. Bases 45 to 416 code for a protein of 123 amino acids. The transcript is spliced from 6 exons. Gene Ontology annotation, cellular component: cytoplasm. The record is from RefSeq and is a predicted model, not a curated record.
CCCUCUCUCUCCGCGGGCUCGAGUCGUCCUUCGUGGCCGCAGUCAUGGAGGCAGAUGGGAGUCAAGCCAUCUCGGGCAGCCCCAGCGACUCGCAGCACGACCCCGGUAAAAUGUUUAUUGGCGGCCUGAGUUGGCAGACCUCCCCAGAUAAUCUUAGAGAUUAUUUUAGCAAAUUUGGAGACAUUAGAGAAUGUAUGGUCAUGCGGGACCCAACUACAAAACGCUCCAGGGGGUUUGGUUUCGUUACAUUUGCUGAUCCGGCAAGUGUUGAUAAAGUAUUAGCUCAAGCUCAUCAUGAAUUAGAUUCCAAGACGAUUGACCCCAAAGUUGCAUUUCCCCGAAGAGCUCAACCUAAGGAGAUUAUAGUUAAUGUGCACAUUUUAAAGUACACAGCUACUAGAGAAAAUAGUGACUAA